Molecule: messenger RNA, 327 nt
Organism: Staurois parvus
Lineage: Eukaryota; Metazoa; Chordata; Amphibia; Anura; Ranidae
Source: the annotation of a GenBank genome assembly
ACAGGUGGGUGGCACUGGUGGGCACAGGUGGGUGGGCACAGGUGGGUGGCACUGCUGGGCACAGGUAGGUGGCACUUCUGGGCACAGGUAGGUGGCACUGCAGAGUGGCACAGGUGGGUGCACUGCUGGGAACAGGUGGGUGCACUGCUGGGCACAGGUGGGCGGAACUUGCGGGCGGCACUGCUGGGCACCGAUCAUCAGGGCACUGAUCAUCAGUGCCCUGAUGAUCGGUGCCGAUCCCCGCUCUGACAACUGCCAGUUCUCGGCAGUACUUUCCUCACGAUCUGACAGCGUGAGGAAAGUGCAGCCGAGAACCGGCACUUGCAU